Diatraea saccharalis (sugarcane borer) is the source of this 3661-nucleotide messenger RNA. Lineage: Eukaryota; Metazoa; Arthropoda; Insecta; Lepidoptera; Crambidae. The record is from the annotation of a GenBank genome assembly.
AUGGAAAGUUCUAUUCUUCACUGGAUCAAAGAUGAACCAGAUGUACAGAAGCUUGGUAGCGUCCUCGGACCUACCGUAUUUUUGCUAUAUAUUAAUGAUUUAUGCCAGCUGCCUCUUGAAAACGGUAAAAUUGUAAAAUAUGCUUAUGACACAGCCAUUCUCAUGCAGGAUCAAGAAUGGGAGGAAACUCGUGUCCGUGCUGAACUUGCUUUACGUGUAGUCAAAGAUUCAGUAUCAGAAUUCACCUGCGAAGAUGGAUCAUGCUUACCACUGAACCGGUACUGUGAUGGUAUUGCUGACUGCAAUGACAACAGUGACGAGGCUACAUGUUUCAUCGGCAAGUCUCCUCGGCAGCCAGUUUUGCAGCGCGCCAAGAAACAAGUUCCACAGGUUCUAUGCCGCAAUGAUGAGUGGAGGUGUAGAGACGACACCUGUAUCAGCUACAUCGGAAAGUGCAAUGGGGCAAUUGACUGCCCUGAUGGCAGCGACGAAACCGCCGUCAUAUGCGAGGAUAACUUAUGCAAUGGAACUGAAUUCCGUUGUUCGUAUGGUGCCUGCGUGGCAUAUGACGCACCCUGCAAUGGUGUUCCAGAAUGUGCCGAUAAUUCUGAUGAGCUGCUUCCACACUGUAGUAACGUAAUCGAGAAUCAAAGACACACAGAAGAAGUAGUACCAGUGCGUAACAAGAGACAAGCAAAGUGCGGUAAAGCGCAAUGGCAAUGCCGCGAUGGAAGCUGCAUAUCCAUAUAUGGCAAAUGUGACGGCAUGAAGGAUUGCGCUGAUGGCAGCGAUGAGACCUUCGCUUUAUGCAGGAAUACUCCAUUGAAGACAUACAAAAAACCCUCUGGUAGUCUCUUUAAGAACUUAGAAAAGAAGCUAUGGAAGGAGCACUCAGAAAUGCCCAAGAAGGUUAAAGUACCUAUAAGAUGUCAAUCUAACUGGUUCCGCUGCACUUAUGGCGCCUGCGUUGACGGCACGGCGCCCUGCAACAACGUACAAGAAUGUGCUGACAACUCCGAUGAGCUGCUGCGACGUUGCCGCAAUCAGACCGAGGAAGUGAGGGGCACCUUUACAUGUGACGAUGGCAAAGAUAUUCCGGCGUUUGCACACUGCGACGGCGUGAAAGACUGCGCCGAUGGAUCAGAUGAAACCGUCAAGGCCUGCGCUGGGAAGACAUGCGCUUCUUAUCUUUUCCAAUGCGCCUAUGGAGCUUGUGUUGAUCAAGGAUCUGAUUGUGAUAAUAAACAAGACUGCGCUGAUGGCUCUGAUGAAUCAGACGAGCUGUGUAACAGAACAUCUACUGUAACUCCACCUGUCAUCCCUCUAUCAGGAGGAUCUUGCAAGCUUCCUCCGUAUCCCAUUAACGGACACUACAUAGUUACCAAUGUUCGUGGAGCAGUUCCCGGACAAAGCUUCUAUUCAGUUGGACUCAAUGUUACUUGUAAUCCCGGAUAUGGGCUUGCAAACUCACCAGGAAGACUAUGUGUCGACGGAAUUUGGCAGCCACAUCCAAUUACAGACUACGAUUGCGUGCGUGAGUAUUAAGGAAAUUGGAGCAAAUAUUGUACAUAAUAACUUGAUUAUAAUUAUGACACCAUAAAAGUAACUAUAAUUGUCUUAUCUGAAAGUUUGUUUUUACGCGACUGCUUAAAAAAGGAUUCUAUUAUAUUUUCCCAUUGUGAGUAAGAUGUCAUUACAAACCAUUUAAAAGCAAAGUAAAAAAUUUGUUCAAAUUAUACAAAUAUAUUCUUUAUAUCGAUUGUUUUUAUUCCGCCCGUUCAAGAACAAUAUACACUAGAAACUAGUUUGGCCUUAUUUUUGAAUGCGUUUUCCACAGGUUUCUGUCGUCUCAACAAAGAUCCGAGUGUGCAAUACCGCUGUCUAUUGAGCGGCAACUCCGACGGUACCAGGGAGUGCCAAGAAUAUGAACCGGCUGGUACAAUCGUACGACCGGAUUGCAACAGACCUAACUACUAUUACCCGGGCGUCCUUCCCUACAUGCGCUGCAUCGACGGCAAUUGGGACUACGUCGCUCGGUGUAACGCAGGUUUGGCCAAAAACGGCACUAGCAUCACCAUACUAAUCAAAGACGAAAUAGAGAUACAUAUCAGUGAUUUCCAGUAUGCAACCUCAAACACAUCCUUAAAUAAUUUAGUAAGAAAUAUUACUAUUACGAAAAAUAAAGUUAAUAGUGAUAGUUAUACAACUAAAUCUCCUAUAUCUAUGGAUUAUGUUUAUGAUAUUGAUGAAGAAGAUUGGAGAAUGGGUACUCCAACGAGGAAGACACGCUAUCCUCCUAGCCAAAGGCUUACCCGAAAGCCUAAUUUUGAUACAACUCCUAUGACUACUGCUAAUCCUAACGAUAAUUCUGAAGUGAAAUUUCCUGCCAGUAAAGACACCACAGGGACCAGUCACGUUUUUAACUUAAAUAUAUCCAAUAGCACUGUUAUACUAAACGCCAGAGAUGAAAACUAAUCUUGAUAAUACUCCAGUUGCUCACAGGUAUUAUAAUGAAUUAAAGAUAAUAAGCAAGAUACUCUUAAAUCCUUAUCCACUAUUAUCAGUGGUUCCUUUUUGGGAUAUUCAAAGUACUAUAAAGAAUAUUAGGUAGUUGAGAUUUAAUUGAAGUGAUGUCAAUUACCUCUUAACUUGCGUUUUAGAUGUGUGUCAUAUUAAUUUUAUUACAAAAACUUUUUUUAUUAGAUUUAUGUUUGUUGGUACCUCAAAAGUUUUUUAUUAUUCGUUUGCUUUAUAUAUAUUUGAAUAUACGUUAUUUAUUACACAUGUUAUUUAUUGUUACUUACUGAAGACUAUAAUAGUACAAGUUUUACAUAAUAAUAAAACUUAUAUUAUAGAGCAGAGACGAUGCACAGCAUCUGUGAGAGAGUGCGUCGACUUCCGGUCUAGCUACAUCCGUUCUUUUACACUUACCCCCACUAUGGUUGUCGUGGCAACCUCAUUUAAAUUAAUGAUUGGAUUGACUUACUUCCGGUUGGCGCCAUUUUUAGUCAUCUUAGGAGUGUCUGGUGCACUGAGUCCUCAUCGAGUCUCUCACUAGGAGACCUUUAUUGGAUGCUGUGCAUCGUCUCUGCUCUAUAAUACAAGUUUUAUUAUUAUGUAAAACUUGUACUAUUUUCGGCAUGGGACGAUGCACAGCAUCUGUGAGAGAUGUGUUUAUUAGCUCCUGGUGACUAGGGAUGCUGCUGACGCUAUGUGACGACGAUUAUUCGUCCUUUUUAUAUUUAAUGUGCCUGAAACAUAACUUUUACAUAUUUGUUAGGUUAUGCAAUUGAAAAGAUGGUGCCAUCCUGUUUUAUUACGUUUAAUCGAUGUAAAACAGUAACAAAAUAACAUUUUAAUAUUUUGGACAAAUUUGUCCACCUAUUAUUUACUUAUAAUUAUGUUAUAAUUACAACAAAAUCAUUAACUAUUAUACUUAUACAUGUAACAUUAAUUCAUGCAUAAUGUUACCAUUGUAAACAUUUCAUAGGUAUUUUAUAGAAAGUUUUAUAAAUAAUAUUUUCAUUGAACUGGUUGAAAAUUUUUAAUCAAGACACUUAAUAAUGUUAAAUCAUGCACCCUUGCUAAUAGUAAUAUACAAGCUAGUCUGCGGGAAGCUUCAAACAGGUUUAGCUGCAGCGGUGAAUUGGAGCUUAACCAG